UAUAUUUUAUAUAUGUUCUAUAUUUUUAUACUUUUAUAAAUUUUAAAAUUUAUAUAAUAAAUUUUAUAAUAUAAGAUUUUUAUAAAGUUAAAUCAUAUAUGUUUGAUUUUGAUUUUUUGUUCUUAUAUUUUAAUUAUUAUAAAAUCACAUAAAUUUAAAUAAACUUUAUAUAAUAAAAAUGAAUUGUUUAAAAAUAAGUGUAAGUAAAUAUCUUUCGAUCUUCGAUAAAUCGAUCAAAAGAAUAUUUUGCGCCAUCUACAAAACAGAUUCUUUUUAGAUGAAAAGAGAGCACUACAAGUUAAUUCCCCCGCUACGGAUGCCACGACUGAUUGUAAAAGACUCCUCGAUGGUGUGGACGCAGACUCACUUGACAAAUAUCCCUGGAUAAUGCAUUUUUAAAAAGUAGAAAAAUUUUAAAUUGAAGAUCUGCAGGUGGCAAAUUAAGAAAUGUCGUAAUGCGUGACAUAAGUUUUUUAAAUCACGUAAAAAAUCUUUGUCGUUGGAUUUCAAAGUAAAAUCGUUCUAAUCGGUUCUUCGGGUCAUUCGUUUAAUCUGGCAACAAGACGAUACUCUUCGUUCUGUUGAUAUGGCCGUCGUCGAGGAAUUUGAUUAUUUAUGUCGUUUAUGUGCGACUAAAACAGGUAUUCUAAUGGGAUUACCAAUCUUCGAAGCCGGUGAUCAAAUGCGCAACAUUGACAAGAAAAUAGCCGCGUGUUUGCCAGUGCAGGUGUCUAUGACUGAUCAAUUACCAAAAGUAGUAUGUGAAGAAUGUGCUUAUAAAUUAGAUCAGUUAUUUGAUUUUCGUGAAAAAUGUUUACAUACUGAAGGAAUGUUUAUGGAAAUGUUAAAAGAAAUUGCCAAAAACGAAGUUGUUCAUAUAUCAAAACAGGAUUUAGAAGAAGUAGAAGAAAUGAGUAGGAUUCAAAGAAAUAUUAGUAGAAUACAAAACAAUAUUGAAAAUGUACAAAAUCAUGUAACUCCUCAAGAAACAGGAGAACCUACUAUACAUACUAUGCAAGUUAUAGAUGAAAUAGAUUUGGCAGCUAGUGAACAAGUUGUUACACAAGAAGAAAUGGGUCAACAGGAUACUGAUAUUGAGGUUACUGGUAUCGACUGUUUAGAUGGAGAUACUGCUAGAAUGGUGGAUGAACAUAUACGAGAAGUAUCUAAUCAUCAAAUAGCGAUGCAUUUGGAAGGUGAUAUGACUGUAGUUGGAAAUUUAACUGUGAGUGGUCAUUUAAGUCAGUUAGGAAUAAAUUAUGUUACUUCAAUAAAUCCUGAAGAUCAGAGUCGAGAACCAAUUGUACAUUAUUGUGACAGUGUAAAAUAUGAAUCAGUACCAAUAAAACAAGAAUAUCAUAGGUUGCAGGAUAGAUUAACUGCAGAAGAUCCUACAAAUGUACUUGAAACUAAUGUACCACAUGAAAAUUUUACUUCUGCUCAACCAGAAACCAGUAGUGAUAUAGAAGAAACACGUAUAGUUGAAAGUGAAACUCCUAGACAUACGACUACACAAACAAAUAAUAUGGCAUCAACAAGUCAAGUAACAACUGGAAAUUCAGAAAUUUUAGUAGAAUAUACAAAAAGAACUAAGCAUGCAUUAUUAGAAACAACAUUAAAUAAUCCUACAAUUGAUGAAACAGGUUCACACUGGUAUGUAUGUCCAUUUUGUAAUGAAGCAACAUUAGGUUCAAAUAACAUGAUAGCACAUUUUGAACAAUACUUUUGUUGCUGUCCAUGUGGUUUAUAUUUUACAAGUGUAGAUGCCUUAAAUGUACAUAAAGAAAGAUGCGAUGUACAUAAAAAUAAAACAAUCAACAAAGAAAAAGAAGUUAUAGAAUCGGAAUUAGCAUCUUCUCAAAAUGACGUAAAUAUAGAAGAAAAGAAACAAGCAACUGUGAGACAAAAAUGGACUCCAAAAGUUUGUGCUCACUGUGGAAAACAAUACAGAACAAAUUAUAAAUUACAAGAACAUAUGCGGAAACAUACUGGUGAAAAGCCUUUUCAAUGUGUAACUUGUGAAAAAGCAUUUCGUAGUAAAAUUGGACUUGCACAACAUACGGCCACACAUACAGGUCAAUUUGAUUAUAAUUGUUCUACAUGUGGUAAAGGUUUUCAGUCUAAAAGUUAUCUGGUUCUUCACCAAAGAGUACAUUCAGAUUUAAAACCUUUUCCAUGUAAUACUUGUGGACAGCAUUUUAAAACAAAACAAUCUUUAUUGGAUCAUCAAAACAGACAUCUUGGUGUUAAACCAUAUGUUUGCGAAAUUUGUGGUAGAGGUUUUAUAACUAAAGGACUUUGUAAAAGUCAUCAAAAAAUUCAUUCAGGUAUGGAUAAUCGCCAAUAUCCAUGUGUGGUAUGCAAUAAAAUGUUCGUUAGUAAAAGUUAUCUUAACACGCAUUUACGUAUUCACACUGGUGAAAAACCAUAUUUAUGUGAAGUUUGUGGUAAAGGAUUUUUAACAAGAGUUGAUCUCAAAAUUCAUUCGACAAUGCACACAGGAGAAAAAAGCUUUAAAUGCGAUAUGUGUGGAAAAGUAUUUGCCAGAAGAGCAGCAUUAAGAUGUCACAGAAGAUUGCAUACCGGAGAACGGCCUUACAGAUGUGAUGUAUGUGGUAAAACAUUUACACAAUUUACUCCUAUGGCCAUUCACAAAAGAUUACAUACUGGAGAACGACCAUAUGAAUGUGAUGCAUGCGGUAAAACAUUUGUAUCGAGAUCAACUAUGAUGUGUCAUAAAAAAAAACACCAUGGUGCACCUCCCGUGCAAAAGGAUGAACCAGUUCCUCGUAAAAAUGAAAUGAAAAAUAUUUUACCAGCAGAAAUUGUACUUCGAGAUUCUCAAGAAGGAAUUCAAAUUACUGCAGAUUGAAACCUAUAAUCAAAUAUUGGGAAAAAUCGAAGUAAAUACAAACAAUGCACGAUAGAAAAUAAAAUAUCAAGUCUGCAUUUUAUAGGAAGCGGCAUUAGUCACCACGAUGUAUUCCUUUACUGUAGCAUAUUAUAUGUUAAAUUAUAUACACACAAAGAAUAUAUUUUCGAAAAUUCUUUGCAAGAGAAUGUUUUCUAAAGUCACUUAUAGGUAUAGAAAAUAAAAUUAAAUAAUUAUUUACAUUAUCGUCUUUUUUAUAUCGGUAUAUAUUUUACCGAAAUAUGUUGCUAUUUUUAAAAUAUCUACUUUUUUUUAUUUGCAAUUUGUUUUGCUCUAGAAUCUUUCGAUAAUCAAUAAUUAUUGUUAUUGAACUAUAAAAUAUUAUGAAUUUUAAGUUAUAAUAACGAUAAAUAUUAUUUACAAGCUUUUACAAUCAAUGUAUGUAUUUGCAUUAUAGAAUUUAUUUUCUAGCUUGUGAUAAUAAAUUUUUUCAAUGAUAUAUUUUAAGAAUUUAAUAGGAAUACAUUAUGUAAUUUAAAUUUCUGAUCAAAUAAUAUGAUCAAAUAAUAUCUGUUUAUUUUUACAAAAAGCUCAAAUUAUUUAAUAAUUUUUGAACAUAUAAAAUAAAAUUGAGAUAAAUCAAUUUAUUAUUUAUUCAUUAACAUUAUUCUAAAAAAAAAUGCAACGUGUAUUAUAUUGACACGUUAUUUAUUUACAACAUAUUAAAGUAUAUUAGAAAAAUCAUUCGUUUUAAUUAUCACAUGAGAAUUUACAUUUUAUGUUCUGUGUGCAUUAUAACUUGUUAUAAACAUCACGAAAAAAGCAAUCUAAUGCAACGUCUAUUAACUAUAUAGUAAAAAACAUGAUUAUUAUAAGGAAAAUAAAAUAUUUUCUUAUUAAUACCAAUAAAACAUUAAAAUAUUAUUUAUCGAAUUAAAGGCUGAUAGCUACUUUUACUGCAAAGAAAUGCUAUGAAAUGGUGGUUAUCUCAUUAAUAAUAUAAUUUUUAAAAUUUAUAUAUAAAAAAUCUAAAAUUAUAAUCACCUUUAACAUUAUAUUCUUGUGGCAUCUCUGCAGUUCUCUUUUAAACAAAAACAGCUUUCAGCAUUAUACAUAGUAGAAAUUGUGAUAUAUAAUAAUAAAGUGAUUACAUUAUUUGUAAAAUUGUGAUUGUAAUAUUAUUAUUGACAAAAUCUUCUUGAAAAAAUAUAAAAAACUUUACAAUUA
This is a messenger RNA of Apis cerana (Asiatic honeybee), 4099 nucleotides long. Its product is annotated as zinc finger protein 260. Gene Ontology annotation, cellular component: nucleus; transcription regulator complex; PcG protein complex. Gene Ontology annotation, molecular function: zinc ion binding; DNA-binding transcription activator activity, RNA polymerase II-specific; RNA polymerase II cis-regulatory region sequence-specific DNA binding. NCBI's taxonomy places the organism in Eukaryota, Metazoa, Arthropoda, Insecta, Hymenoptera, Apidae. Gene Ontology annotation, biological process: regulation of transcription by RNA polymerase II. The record is from RefSeq and is a predicted model, not a curated record.